UUUUUCUUUAUUUAUUUACUCCUUUCUUCUUUUUUUUUCUUUUACUUUUUUCUUUAUUUUUUUCUUCUUUUCUCUUUCAAGUGUGUAUAAUUUAUUUCAACUUGUAUUAUAAUCUAUAAAUCUUAAAAAAAAAAACUUUAAAAAAACACGCCAAUACAAAUUUUAUUUCCAAUGCAACAUCAACACCAGCAGCGGACCAUGACCAAGACAUACAGUAAAAAGCAAGCUGAAGAUAAUGUCGCGUCCAGCUACUCUCUGACUGCACCAACAAACAGUAAUACAGCCACUCGAUUGGCCCAAAUCGAUGACAUGAAAUUAUUUUUUGCUACUGCAACACAACAAUGGGAACACAAUAAACAAUUAAAGCGAUUUGCAUUGCCUGCUGGGGAAAGCAUUUCUUGUGUUCUCUGGAACGACCUGUUUUUCAUUACAGGUACAGACAUUGUCCGGUCAUUGACAUUUCGAUUUCAUGCAUUUGGCAGACCGGUCACAAACCCAAAAAAGUUUGAAGAAGGCAUUUUUUCUGAUUUGCGUAAUCUGAAGCCUGGUCAUGAUGCUCGUCUAGAAGAACCCAAGUCUGAAUUGUUGGACAUGCUUUACAAGAACAACUGUAUCCGUACCCAGAAAAAGCAAAAAGUCUUCUUUUGGUUUUCUGUGCCUCAUGAUCGUCUUUUCCUUGAUGCUCUUGAACGUGAUCUUAAGCGUGAAAAGAUGGGUAUGGAACCUACCACUCAAGCAGUUGCAGAGCCUGCCACCACGAUCUCCUUGGAUUCAACUCAGGAAUUAUUUGAUCAAUUAAGAAAGUCCAUUUCUCAAUCUGCUGCAGCUACUGCUCAAGUCAUUGAACAACAGCAGGAUAACAACACGAUUGUGACUGAUCAUAACAAUAACUCCAAUUGGUCUCCUCCUACACCAACAGCUUCACAUACACAAUGGUCCUCUUCCCAAUCGAGACUUGAAAGAGCUGCAUCCCAAGCUAAAAGAUCGCGUGUCAAUUCUGUCCCUGCUAGCUUGGGUCAACAACAACAGCUUCAAUUGAUACAGCAGCAACAACAACAAAAUAAGCAUUAUUAUCACCGUCUAAGCCAUAGCUCUUAUUUCAAUCAAAAUAGAAAGCCACCCGUUAGUCCUCGUUCUGUUCAUCGCUGUAGCCCUUCUGAUUCUAAAUCAUCGCCUAUUAAAUCACAUGACUACAUGGAGCCUAUUUCUACUGGUGUUCAUCAAUUGGAUUUAUCGAACACAAAGGUGACAACCAACCAACGCAUAAUAGGCAAGAAGACUCACAAUAGCAGUAUGAGCAGCAGCAGUAGUACGAGUAGUAAUAGUACAAACAGCAGUAACAGUAGCAGCUUGAGAAACCAAGUGUUGCCUUCCAAAUCGCUUGAUUCGAAUGCAAUGAAAAAAACAAAGACUAUCUUUGGUAAUCUUAGUUUGUUUGAUGGUUCACCUACAUACAAGCAACGUAGACGCAGGGCUGCCUCUGUUUCAACUUCAGCUUUAAAUCCAACCAAUGCAGGUGGUCCUGAUCGUAUCCGCCGCCAUGACAAAUGCCACUUGCGUACACAGUCAACCCAUGCCAUGCCUAUGAUCAACAAUAGUCGUUUAGCCAUGGCAGCUGCCAAAGCUGGCUAUAUUCCCAACCAAUCCAUGGUUAUGACUCCCACUACCAUGCCUUCCUUGGGUUGGCAAUCCAUUCAGCAAGAUUACUAUUGCCCUAUGGAAGAUUGCCGACACUUAUUUAAGCGUCCUGAACAUCUUGAUCGCCAUAUGCAAGCAAUGCAUUCAUUUGUUUGUACUGUUUGCGGCAAACAGUUUUUGCGAUCUGAAAACUUGGCUGAACAUCAUCGCCUUGAACAUGAAGUCCAAACAUUAGAGACUGUGCCUUCUUUCCAUCAUGACCACCAAGAUGAUGAUUCUUCUUUUGAUGACCAUUUCCAGCCUUCAUCUUCUACUUCUUUCCUUCAUGCUCAAAAUAAUAUGUGUCAACAAGAUGCCAUCGUUCAACAAAACGAAUUUUACACUUCGCCUUCGUUUGACAGUUCCAAAUCAACUCAAUGGGCUCAAAAACAAGAAGGUUUAGAUAACUUGAGCAGUCGUUGUAGUACGUUGAGCCCAAUGCAAGAUGUUGAUUUUGACAUGCCAGAUAUACAGUCUAAAACUCCUACUAUAUUGAAUUAUGAAUUUCAACCUUUUAUAAUCAAACAAGAACCGACUGAUAUUCAGCCUUCUUCUUCCUCGUCUUCCUCGUUAUCUUCUCUAUCUAAUAGCAUGAUGGCUAUGAAACAAGGUUCAUUUGAAGACGAUUUAGCUUCUUCUUCAGCAUCUUCUCCUACUUUGCUUACAUUUCAACAGCAAGUCAAUCCUAUGGUCAGCAAUCCCAAAACCAACUGCUCUUCUCUAUUUGCGCCCAUGACGUUGCUUUCCCCUUUCAAACCAAACUAUCAACAACAAAUGACCAGUCAACAACAACAGCCACAGGAAAAUGACUUGAUGUAUUCUCAACAAUACACAAUGGAUAUGCUUUCUAACCAAGAAAUAAUGUAUGCGCCUUUUGUUUAUCCAUCUUCAUCGUCUUACUCUCCUUUAAAUAUAUCAUCUGAUAUGAAAUAUGGUUUUGGCGCCUAAUGUAUAAACAAAAAACAGGUUACAUCUUCAUACAUAUAGUCACGACAAGAAUUACUCUCAUUUUUUUUUAUUUAUUUGUCCUUUUUUUUAUUAUAUAUACACACAUUCAUAUGCAUUUAUUACAUGAACCCUAUUUUUAUUAUUAUAGCAUCUUAUACAUAUGCCCCUUCCCUUUCUUCCCUUUUUUUUCAGUAGAAUUACGGCAGCAAUAACCUAUUCUUUUUAUAUUAUGACUUGGCAUUUUAUUAUUAUUAUUUUAUUCAAAGGAAAAAAUCAUUUCUAUUG
Molecule: messenger RNA, 2910 nt
Organism: Gilbertella persicaria
Lineage: Eukaryota; Fungi; Mucoromycota; Mucoromycetes; Mucorales; Choanephoraceae
Product: STE like transcription factor-domain-containing protein
Exons: 2
Coding region: 172-2625 (817 amino acids)
Biological process (GO): sexual reproduction; regulation of DNA-templated transcription
Cellular component (GO): Ste12p-Dig1p-Dig2p complex; Tec1p-Ste12p-Dig1p complex; nucleus
Molecular function (GO): DNA-binding transcription factor activity
Source: RefSeq, a predicted model, not a curated record